Messenger RNA from Parascedosporium putredinis, 579 nucleotides. The record is from the annotation of a GenBank genome assembly. Lineage: Eukaryota; Fungi; Ascomycota; Sordariomycetes; Microascales; Microascaceae.
AUGUACGCCCGUCAGAUCAUCCUCGCCAUCGCCGCUGCGUCGGUCGCCUCCGCCAGCGCUCUUGACAACCAGGAGUUCUUCGCCCACCUCCUCAAGCGCCAGGAGCCCGGCACCCCCGCCUACAACUGCCAUGACAACUGCGGCACCGUGAUCCGUCAGGCCCUGCGCCGGCCCCGACAACUACAACAUCUGGAGGUACUACGGCAACUCCGCCAGCGCCGCCGGCGAGACCUGCGGCCUCUCCACCUCUCCCUGACCGGCAAGCAGGCCGACGUCGGCCCCUCCACCAACGAGAACGACGUUGGCGAGGAGGAGGAGACCACCCCCGCCGAGGAGACCACUCCCGCUGCCACCCAGCCUCCCACCGAGACCCAGCCUCCUGAGGAGUCGGAGCCCGCCGAGGAGACCACUCCCGCCGAGACCGAGGGUCCCGCCAAGCCUACCGGUACUGGUGCUGCCACCACCACCACUGGCGCCCCUCCCGCUAGCACUGACCCCGUCCAGGUCAACGGCGCUGGUGCCCUCAAGGCCGUCGGCCUCUUCGAGGCUGUUGCCCUCGGUGCUCUCUUCCUCAUGUAA